GGACCAGUCGAUCAUCGUGUCCGGGGAGUCGGGCGCGGGCAAGACGGUGUCGGCCAAGUACGCGAUGCGAUACUUCGCUACAGUCGGAGGCUCGCACACGGAGACACAGAUCGAGAAGAAAGUGCUCGCGUCUAAUCCAAUCAUGGAGGCCAUCGGCAAUGCGAAGACGAUCCGGAACGACAACUCGAGCCGAUUCGGCAAGUACAUACAGAUUGACUUCAACAAGAACUGGCACAUCGUCGGCGCGCACAUGCGCACCUACCUGCUGGAGAAGUCUCGCGUCGUCUUCCAGGCAACGGAGGAGCGCAACUACCACAUCUUCUACCAGCUGUGCUCCGUCUGUGAGGAGCCAGAGUACGAGCAGCUCAAGCUGAAUCAUCAAGAUGACUUCGUUUAUACAUCUCAGGGUGAAUGUCCGACAGUCGACUCUAUAGAUGAUGUGAAACAGCUUCAGGAUCUGCGAGAGUCUCUCACGUUACUAGGCAUUCACGAAGAGAAUCAGAUGAUGAUCUUCCGAAUCCUGGCAGCGAUUCUGCACAUGGGCAACGUGAAGAUUGUGGAUGGCGAGAACGACACCAGUCUUGUCAAGAGGGGAAACCCAAAGAUCGGGAUCGUGUCGGACCUGCUAGGUGUUGAUGUGGAACUGUUAAGAGGCUGGCUGUGCAGCCGCAAGAUCGUCACCCACGGAGAGACCUACAUCAAGGGACUCAAGAAAACAGACGCCAUGUUCGCGAGAGAUGCUCUCGCGAAGCACAUCUAUGCAAAGCUCUUCGACUGGAUAGUGCUGCAGAUUAAUCGUGAGCUGAAGUGUACAGCCAAGAAACUACGAUUCACCGGUGUACUCGACAUCUAUGGGUUUGAAACCUUUGAGAUCAACAGUUUUGAGCAGUUCUGCAUAAACUAUGCAAACGAGAAACUACAACAACAGUUUAACAUGCAUGUGUUUAAGCUGGAGCAGGAGGAGUAUGUGAAGGAGAAGAUCCAGUGGUCGUUCAUUGACUUCUACGACAACCAGCCCUGUAUCGACCUCAUCGAAGCAAAGAUGGGCAUCCUGGACCUACUGGACGAGGAAUGCAGAAUGCCCAAAGGUUCGGACAAGUCGUGGUGCGAUAAGAUGUACAAGAACAUGGAGGGUAAGAGCAAGCAGUUUGCGAAGCCACGACUGUCCAACACCGCCUUCAUCGUGCUGCACUUUGCCGACAACGUCCAGUACGAGGUGUUGGGCUUCCUCGAGAAGAACCGAGAUACUGUGAUAGAGGAGCAUCUAGCUGUGCUGAGGACCAGUAAGUACGACCUGGUGAAGGAGCUGUUCACUGAAGCUGUGGUGAAGCCAUCUAAGAGCAAGGCUCCGGCAAAGCCCUCUAGUCAAAAGUCGCGCAAGAGCACUGUGGGUUCGCAGUUCCGCGAUUCGCUGAAGGCGCUCAUGGAGGUUAUGAACACGACGACGCCGCACUACGUUCGCUGCAUCAAGCCGAACGACGAGAAGGAGUCGUUCCAGUUCGACCCGAAGCGAGCGAUCCAGCAGCUGCGCGCGUGCGGCGUGCUCGAGACGAUACGCAUCAGCGCCGCCGGCUACCCGUCUAGGUGGACAUACCAAGAGUUCUUAAACCGCUAUCGGGUGCUAAUAAGGAGUAAAGAUAUUAAUAGGAAGGACAUGAGGCUUACCUGCGAGAAUCUACUACAGAACCUUAUCAAGGAUCCGGACAAGUUCCAGUUCGGCAAGACGAAGAUCUUCUUCCGCGCGGGUCAGGUCGCCUACAUGGAGAAGCUGCGCUCGGACCGGCUGCGAGCGUGCGGCAUCAUGAUACAGAAGCAUGUGCGGGGCUUUCUGCAUCGCACUCGCUACCAGAGGCUGCGCAGUGCCACGGUUACCGUGCAGAGGAUCGUGCGCGGUUUCGUCGCGCGCAGGCGUCUGCGCUUCCUCAAGCGCACCAAAGCAGCCAUCACUAUGCAGCGUUACAUUCGCGGCUUCGUACAGAGCCAGAAGCACGGCCGCUUACGCCGCCUGGCUAUCGGAUUACAGGCGCAUAUCCGCGGCAUUCACGCCAGGGGGCGCUACGUGGUGCUACUGCGCAACCACAAGGCAGUCAUACUGCAGAGGAACGUGCGUAUGUGGUUGACGAAGAAACGAUACCAGAAGGUCAGGUGUGGGCUCAUCCGUCUGCAGUGUCACGUGCGCAGACGCGCAGCCCAGGCACAGUUUAAGGCACUCAAGAUUGAGGCCAGGUCUAUAGCACACGUUAAGAAGAUGAACCUUGGUCUGGAGAAUAAGAUCAUUUCACUCCAGCAGAAGGUGGAUGAAGUGAACAAGGAGAACGGCAGGCUGAGAGUCGGGGUGGAGAGCGUGGCCGCGCUGCGGGCGCAGGUCGACGUGCUGAAGGCCAGCGAGCAGGAGUCGAAGCUCGCCUUGAACAAGAUCACGGAGCUGGAGGAGGCCGUCCGCGCCAUCAGCAAAGAGCUGGAGAACGAACGCGAGGAGAAGAAGGACCUGGGAAGCGAGAAGGACGCCGCAGAGAAAGGUUACCUAGAGGAGUUCGCACGACUACAGGCAGAGAAUGCUGAGCUGAGGGAGGAAUUGAAGGCCCUAACAAACCUGGGACAGAGCGAUAAACAUGAGGAGAGGCAGAGGACAGACGAUGAGAUGCAGAUGGCGCAGGCAGAGUUGGAUGAGGAGAGAUCGGCUCACCAGAACCUGCUGCGUAGGCACGCAGAGCUGGAGCACAGAUUUGAGCUCAUACAGCUUCAACAGAGGGCGCCACCCCGUCGUCACGUUCGCUCUUCGUCUGACAUCAGCACGGCCAGCAUAGAGACGGAGGCGUCAGAAGCCAGUACGGUGAGGAUGGACGAUGUCCAGUCCAUACGCAACGAGGACGGCAGCAUAGGCGACCAGGGCUAUGGUACGGCCACACGGAGGGUGAAGCCAGACCGGAAAUCUGCGGAAGACGAAGACGACAUGAGCAACGAGGAGGUGCAUCUGAAGCUGAUGGCGCAGGUGAAGGACCUGGCAGCUGAAAGGGAGCGGUUACAGGACCAGGUGGACACGCUCACGGCGAGAAUGUCCGGGAAGGAGAAUGGACCCGACAUCAGGGUCACCGCGGGGUCACCCGACGAUCAGCGGAAGCAGGAGGUUGACAUGACUGCAGCUGAGUCGCUGAAGAUCAAUGAUCUCGAAAUUGAGAAUUCCAAACUGAAGGAGAAUAUAAGGAAGCUGAGAGAAUCUGUAGCGGAUACAUCCGGUUCCGAUUCAGACAAGGUCAUGAUCGAUCAGUUUGCGGCGAUGGAGGCGGAGCUGGAGCGGCGACGCGACGAGGUGAUCCAGCUGAAGAGCAUCCUGGCGAUGCGUCAGCAGGGCAUGUCGGCAGUGCUGCGCGAGCAGUAUGGCGGCGCAGACUCGGACAUGCUCAACGAGGACGGAGAGUUGGAGAUCGCCUACAGGACGAUGAAGGACACGAACAGGUUGCUGGAAAGUCAGCUGCAAAAUGAGAAGCACAACCACUCGAAGAUGGAGAACGAGUACAAGCAGGAGAUGCAGAAGCUCAAGAAGGAUAACGAGCGGCAGCAGAAGAUCAUCGCCCUGCACCUCAAGAUGACACCAGGAGAACUGCAGUCAAACCAGAUCCAGCAUGAAAUGCAACGCCUCACCGAAGAGAACCUGAAUCUGAAUGAAACAUUAGAGCUUCAGCAGGACCAGAUUCAGAAGAUGAAGAAGCAACUGAAGUUGUAUGCGAAGAGGUUGAAAGCUGAAGGAUCGGAGACGAACCUCGAUGAGAUCCUGCAGCAGGACGUACAGACAGGUUCUCCGGAUGCCAACAUGCCCGUCGUCAAGCACAAGGAGGUCGAGUACAUGGGCAUGUUCGAGUACCGGGCGGACGACGAACUGCAUCUCAUGAAGAGUCUCAUCUAUGAUCUGAGACCACAGGUAGCUUCGGGUCUGCUGCCGGGCCUGCCCGCCUACAUCAUAUUCAUGUGCAUUCGACACACAGACUACGUCAACAACGACGAGAAAGUGCGGUCCCUACUCACAUACACCAUCAAUGGCAUCAAACGGCUGUUCAAGAAAAAGCGAGAUGACCUUGAAUACGCGACAUUGUGGUUGGCCAACACGUGUAGGCUGCUUCACAAUCUGAAGCAGUAUAGUGGAGAAAAGGUAAAUUAUUCGUUAUUGAUUGUGUACAUAACUGACCGACCUCGGUUAUCCUCGGGCAUGCUGAGCACCAGCAAUAACGGAAAGGUGGAACUGCGCCAUCAUAGCUUCGCCAUUUCGCUGCACGUUGAUAACAUCCCAGAGUUUAGCUUUCCAGCGGUUACAUUUACACUGUCAAAGUUGCGCAAGCUCUGCUCGUUCUGCCGCGGAGUGUUCGAGUGCUGGAAUUGCUGCAAGACAACAAGCGUCUCCGCCCUCAGUGAACAACGACAACAGUCUCAGCCCUCAGUGAACAACGACAACAGUCUCAGCCCUCAGUUCGCCUCCCCCAUUUUGCCGGGUGUGUUGGAGCAUGAAGCCAUUAAGGGCAUGUCGGUGACAACGCCAGGAUUGAGGCGGCAGCCAAGUGUCAGCCAGAGCCCAGUGCAGAGCCCAUCACACGUCGACGCGAUGGAGAUACUGAUGAGACAGAUCACCUACUUCUACCAAGUGUGCCAGUCGCACGCGAUCGACCCGGAGCUGAUCAACCAGAUCUUCAAGCAGCUGUUCUACUACAUCACGGCCGGCGCACUCAACAACCUGCUGCUGCGCAAGGACCUCUGCCACUGGAGCAAGGGCAUGCAGAUGCGCUACAACAUCAGCCACCUCGAGUGCUUCAUACGCGACAACAACCUGCAGGAUGCCGGAGCACUAGAAGCACUGCAGCCCAUCAUCCAGGCGUCUCAGCUGCUGCAGGCUCGCAAGACCGAAGCUGACGUGCAGAGCAUCUGCGAAAUGUGCACGAAACUCACCGUGCAGCAGAUCGUCAAGAUUCUGCACCUGUACUCGCCUGUGAACGAGUUUGAGGAGAGGGUGCCCGUCUCCUUCAUACGCAAGAUCCAGGAGCACCUGAAGAGUCGGCAGGACGGCGACGCCUCACAGACUCUGCUCAUGGACACUAAGUUCACCUACCCAGUGAGAUUCCCCUUCAACCCCUCGCAAGUGCAGUUAGAGCAGAUUGCCGCGCCAGACUGCCUCGGCCUCCAGUUCCUCAAGCGACUUUAGACAGCCGGUGAGAGUCUGGCGUCCGUCUACGAGCGCCGGACCGCACAGUGAGCCCGGAACUGUCUCUUCACGAGAUAUUUUUGGAGUCGAGUUGGUUCACGAGGAUUUGUUCCCACCGCUGGUCGUUACACCGCGUCCGCAGACGCUCACGAGUCUAGUGAAUUAUUUAUUCGCAUAUGAAACCUUGUAAGGAUGCGCGCAUAGUCUGUUGUGCAUAGAACCGUAGAACGUGGAAAAAUUAGGACCGGAGUUAUAGCACAUCUGAGCACAGCUGCGAUGUUUGUGCGAGGGACGUGUCGUAUUCACUGUAUCCGUCAACGCCAUGAAUUCAUCGCCGAUUGCCUCUGUUUACUAGGUACGUAGUGAAAUUAAUGUAGGCGCAAGAAUUCACUCAGAGUGCAGCUGGUUUGCGCUAAAUCGCAUACAAUACCGAGCAAGUACGAGUACAAAAUACUACAAUACAGUAUCGCGUACAGUACGAGCAGAGCAGGUUCUGUAUGUAGAAUGUGUUAGUUGUCCUAAAUGUGUGAUGCUCUUGAUGGGUUGUUGUAGUUCGUCGUUCCAACACGUGUAGAUAUCACACUAAUAGCAGCCGAAUCUAUUUCACAAGGGGAUUCACAUCGGGAAUGCAUUUCCCAGUAAAUGUCCUUGAGGUGGUCACUACAAUAUACUGAAGCAUUUAGUAAAAGUGGCGGAACGUAAUACUCAAGAGGCUUCAAAAACAGCGACAGGCAUGUAUACAGCUUGCUGAUGCUAGCCUUAUCAUAUAUGGCCUUCCUUUGCUUUGUAUCGUAUUUAUUCUUUCAUGUAAUUUAUUCUCGAUUAUUUGAGCAUGUAAGAUAUUCAUGUGAUCUAUUGCUGCAUUCCGGGCUUUUAUAAAAACGUUUUCUCCCAAAUUGAAUCAAAAUUAUUUACAUCACUUAUUAUGUAUACAAUUUCUGUACGAGUAUGAGACCUUUGUUGGACAACGUACUGAUCGACAAGUGAUACUUAUUGUACAUUCCAAAUCUAUGGGCAAAAAAUGACAUCCUCCCAGUAAGCUUAUCCAAUUAAGACCUUGCGAUCUCCCAAAAGAGAACGCUCCCUUGUAGUAAAAAUGCUAGAUCAGUACGUAGAUGGGCAGUGGUUUCUUAUUUACAACCUUUCAAAACAAAUUAUUCGAAUAUAAAAUGGAGUCGACCGUUUAUGUAUCAAUUAUGACUGGGAAAUUUUCAGUUUAAUUAGGUGAAGGUAAUGAUCUACGUACUGAUAGCGUAGGUACUGAUCAGCACCAAUUAGUGUAUUGAGGGAGAUGUUUGUUUUAUACACGAAGUAUAACUAUGGUAAGUAAGCAUAAUAAUAGAGGUCACUCAGUCUAAUACGUUAAAGAUGUCAGAUUUCAUUGAAUGAUUGGUUAAAAGAUAUAUAAUUAUAUAUAUAUAUAUAUAUGUAUAUAUUAUAUAAUUUCAUCAGUCAGUACUUAAAUAUCAUGAUAUCCAUUUUUAAUAAAUAAAAACAUUUUACCUGAAUAGAAUACGUGUAGUGCAGAAUUGUAAACCAAUGCAUAUCGAUCAUAUAUGGUUGGUAUCUUCUAUUUACAUCAGCUAGGACAGCCUAGGAUCUUUUCAUUUUUUAAAGAUCGCUAACACAUAAUGCCGUCAAUUUAUAAAGAUUUCCCGAUUGUAGUGUCACAUUGAAUCGGGGAAAAUUGGGAGACAAAAUCUGUUCCUUGUGAUGAGUAGUAAACCCAAUUAUCAGGUACCGGCCUUAGUUGGCUAGUAGUGGUGCAUAUCCAAAAAUGCAGAAAUUGUGAAAUAAUCAUUGUAAGGACAUAGACAUAUAAUCAGGUAGACAUUGUGAAACAAGUGAAGUCAGUAAUAUAUAACAAGCAAGUGACAAGUUAAGAGCGAUUGGGUUUAGUUUGUUAGCUCCAUGUACACCUAACAUAACCAAAUACCCGGCCAAACUAAAGAACCCAGAAACAGUUAUAUAAACCCAGUGCUGUGAUAGCACUAUCAGAUAAAAAAUUGUGUAAGCAGGAAUGUAGGUUUUGCCACAUUCCAGUUAUUAUUCUGGCAACCGUGGGUAUAUAAAUAGUGCUACAUUAUUUCUUUUGUGUAUCAUUCUGUGUAAAUACAUAUUAUCAUGAUGGAUAGCAGUUGAUCCUUUAAUGAUUCUCCUUAUUCGGGCAGCUAAUCGUAUACUGUCGUUAUUAUACAAUGCAGUUAUAGUAUUUAUCCUCUGAAGACAGAUAUUGAUUUGCGAUAUGUUAAAAAUAUUCUUCAAGUGGAAAAUAAAACCCAUUGUUCAAAUGAA
Priapulus caudatus is the source of this 7483-nucleotide messenger RNA. RefSeq names its product unconventional myosin-Vb-like. Gene Ontology annotation, cellular component: cytoplasm; myosin complex; vesicle. NCBI's taxonomy places the organism in Eukaryota, Metazoa, Priapulida, Priapulimorpha, Priapulimorphida, Priapulidae. The coding region runs from base 65 to 5188 and encodes 1707 amino acids. Gene Ontology annotation, molecular function: microfilament motor activity; actin filament binding; ATP binding. The transcript has 37 exons. The record is from RefSeq and is a predicted model, not a curated record. Gene Ontology annotation, biological process: vesicle transport along actin filament; actin filament organization.